AUGCAGAGGCAAGUCCGCCUCCUGGCAGAGACGCUCGAGAAUGCAUACCGAAGGCACCUGCGGGAGGCCCAGGAGUCUGCGCUCGUCGCGGCGCGCGAGGAGGUCGGCGCGCCCUCCCAGCGGAGUGCCCGGGGGGAGGAGGCAAGAACCACCAAGGUCCUUGAGGUGGCCUCGCGCGUCUUGCCCGAGCUGCGACGCGCUCGUGCGGAGCUCGACAUGGCGCUCUCCGCGCAGAGGAGGCUCGCCGCCAAGGCGGCGCGGACCGAAAAGCGCGCAGCCGAGGCUCAAGCGGCCGCCGCCGCGGCUGUCGAGGCAGCGACCGCGAAGUGUGAGGACGCCGAGGCGGACGUUGCGGCGAUGAGGCUGCAGGUGGAGGCUGCACAGGCGGAAGUUGCUCGCUUGCACGAGCGGCAGGAGCACUCGCUGCCGCCGCCACCGAGAACAUGCGCGGCGCCAGGAGAGGCCGAGGCAACCCGCCGCCGCUCGCGCGAUGGUGGCAUCCACCCCACGUCUACCGUGCGGCAAGGGGGCUCGUGCCCGGGCGAGGCUGCGUCGCUCUCACACCUCGCCGAAAGGCUUGGCGGCAACUUCAAUGAGAUUUGGCGCGCGCCUCCGCCCAGCCAAGGGCAAGGCGACGACCUGCUGAUGCGGAGCUGGGCCGCGACCGAGCGAAAGCUCGGCCGAGCACAACAGCUGGGACAGGGCGUGCUCUCACAGAGCUGGACCGACCAAAGUCCAGAGGCCCUGAGCCCAGCGCUGCUGCUGGGUCGCACUGUGAUCGGGGCUGGCACGUGGCCAGCGUUGGCUGAAGCGUGGAGGUAA
This is a messenger RNA of Emiliania huxleyi CCMP1516, 822 nucleotides long. RefSeq lists its product as hypothetical. The transcript is spliced from 3 exons. The record is from RefSeq and is a predicted model, not a curated record. Lineage: Eukaryota; Haptophyta; Isochrysidales; Noelaerhabdaceae. The coding region runs from base 1 to 822 and encodes 273 amino acids.